This is a messenger RNA of Acytostelium subglobosum LB1, 2919 nucleotides long. RefSeq lists its product as hypothetical. The transcript is spliced from 6 exons. Gene Ontology annotation, cellular component: nucleus. The record is from RefSeq and is a predicted model, not a curated record. Bases 1 to 2919 code for a protein of 972 amino acids. Lineage: Eukaryota; Evosea; Eumycetozoa; Acytosteliales; Acytosteliaceae.
AUGGGAAGAUCAAAAGCAAAGAAAACAGGUCAACCAUCACUUGACUUCCAAGUCAAGAAGAAGAAGCUUGGAAAGAAGGCACCACCCAAUCCCAAUGCCACCGUCACUACCUUUAAAUCAAAGACAUUGUUCAUCCCAGCUCAGUCGAUAUCAGGUGAGAAGGAGGAUCAGAUGGUCAAUCAUAGGAAUAUGACGUUGAAGGACUUGUUGUCAAAGAUGAAACAUUAUAGUGAACAGGUGAAGAAGGAUGCUUUGAAUGGUGUACGCGACUUGAUACAGCAGCAUCCAAAGAUAGUUCAUAUGCAUAUAUCAGCGAUAAUGAAUGGAACGGUUGAGUUGGUGAACGACGUCGAGAAGAAUGUGCGUGCUGCUGCCUAUUCGCUGCUGGCCCAAGUGCUACCGCUGCUCGACCCCGUGAUGAUCUCACCUUUCGUGCCACUGUUCAGUGUGUACGUCAGCUCGGGAAUGACCCACCUCAAGACCUCCAUUCGAAUGGACGCCCUGCGCAUCUUUGAGUUGCUGCUCGAUCAGUAUCCACGCCAGAUCACGGCACAUAGCCACCAAAUGAUUCCCAACUACAUGGACCUGCUCAGACGUGUGUCCGUGUCCACGUCACAUACAAUGUCCUUCCAGUCGACCUCGGCCACCGCCGCCUCGCUGGCCUCAGCCGCCACACAAAAGACUGGCGCACUGUCCACGAGGAUACAGAUCCUGCGCAGUAUGAACAAGCUUCUGAUGCUCCUCGUGUUGCCACCCGACAACACCUUUGCCAGUCUGCUCAACGGCGUCCUGGCCAUGAACCAGGACAACACUCCCUGGGCCCCAAUCGUCAGCCUUCGCGGCGAGUUCCGCACAUAUGAUCAGCGUCGCGUGUUCAAUGACCUGUUCUCCAAGAACCAAGUCACAGCAUCCAUCUCCUCAUCGACACUCUCCACCUCAAUCGACAACAAUGGCUCAACAAAGAAGAACAAACAGCAACAGCAACAGCAACAGGAUGGUGAUGGCGCAGUACAACUCAAACCAAUGAUCUUGGAGAAUAGUGGAGAAGUUAUGUUGUUCACAAAGACUCUGAUGCCCGUGCUGAUUGAGUGCUGGCUGGAACUGUCCCCGUCCAACCCAGCGCUCCCACACUCCAGCCUCGAGGACAUGGAGCUCAUACUGAGGAUCAUCCACUUGUUGAUCCAAAACCUCAAGAUUGACAUGCAUGGCACCAAGGACUUUGAUCGUUUGCGACAGGACUACAUCAAGUACUUUGCUGUGCACUUCCCAUUCUUUGUAGGAUCGGCUGCCAACCCCGACUCCAAGGAGUGGAUCACAAGCAAUGCAAUCAACUCUGUCGUGGCACAGACCUUGGCGCACUUCAUGGGCCUGCAAUGCAAGAAGCCCUUGACAUCAUUGCCGGAAUGGUUCACACCGGCGCUGGAGUUCCUGGAGGAGGCACUCGAUGGCAAGCUGAUUGAGAGCAAUCUUGAGCGAUCUGGUCAGGCUGUGCGCUCGUCCAUCGCUGAUCUUUUGUGGAUCGUGCCUCGCAUUCUCCCUGUUCUGCAGCCAGAGAGCAGCCAGAGUCUGUUGCAGGCCUUCAUCAAGUUUGAUGAGCAUUGCCAUCCUCACUCCUCCGCAAAGAAGUCAUGUGUGUUCUUCAUCAAGGAGUUGGUUGACACUCACUCCAAGGCAAAGGACCGCACAAUCAAGAAGAUUAUUGAGUGGGGCCUGGCUUCAUUGCCCAAGCUCCUCUGGAAGCUUGGAACUACCGAUCCCAACACAUCACUUAUCAUUAUACAUAUAUUGUUGUCUCUGGGCAAGGACCAGACCAAGAGAGCACAGUAUGACUCGAUCCACAAUGCGUUUGUUCCAUUCUUCUUCACAAUCACAAAGGGCACUCAACAGCAACCUAAUGGCAAACAGAUAUAUGGACCAUUCGUCCAACUACCAUUCAACGUCCAGACUCAGGCACUCAACCUAAUCUACUACUUCUCAUCAAUCAGUAUGCUUAUGAUCAGGUCACUCAUUGCAAUAUGUAGAUACCCAGGCAUAUCCCAUGAUAUCGUUGACAGAGUGUUGGAGAUAUUCUAUCACAAGCAAUCACAGUUUGGACUCACCAACUACUUGGCAUUCUGCUUCGCCGUGACAAUGUCAAUGUCACAGCCAGUCGAAAAGAAGUUGAAGUCAUUGGAGGGACAAGAUACAGAGAAUAAUGAUGAACCAGUUGACCUUGAUGGUGAUCAGACUAUGGUCGACGUUGAUAUGGACAAGAGUAAAGCGACAAAUAGCAACAAGAGAAAGACAAUGGAGAAUAAUGAGGAAGGCGAGGAAGCCAAACAGAGAGAUAGACUAAGAGAGAAGGCUACAAGUAGAAUAUUCAGAGACAUUAACAAUCUGAGGACAUCAAUCGCGAUUGACAAGUUGCUGGUUCCACUCUCAGAGUCAAUUCUCAAUGAAUUGUCAACACCCAAGACGAUGGUCGAGACCAAGGGUUUGUUGGAGAUGAUAUAUGCAUGCUUUGAUGCCAAGGACAAUGAGGAGUGGGCACAAAUGCCAGAGGAACUCCUUAACAAGCUGCCAAUCACCCUGGCCAACUUCCUCUACGACAGCGCCAACUCAUCCAUCAUUGAAAUGGAUCUUGUUGUCCAGUUUGUUCUUUUGGAUCAAUCAAACUCAUUGCUACUACAUAUAUUUAGACUACUGAAAGACCGAUUGAACUCCAACGACACCAAGUUGACUACACUCUCACAUAUCUUUAUCGAGCUAUCCAAACAAAAGACAUUGGAGGAUACACUCAUGGAUGACAAGGUGCAGAGCAAGGUGACGGAGUUGGUGAAGCUGGUGCAUCAACGUUCAUCUGGUGAUGUCCAAGACAAACAAGUGUCAGAGCGUAUGGUAUCAGAGAUGCAAAUGCUUUAUAAUAAACUGGUGUCAUAA